Molecule: messenger RNA, 1287 nt
Organism: Peronospora farinosa
Lineage: Eukaryota; Oomycota; Peronosporomycetes; Peronosporales; Peronosporaceae
Source: the annotation of a GenBank genome assembly
AUGGUUCAAAACUCAUCCCGCGACUUUGACAUUGCCAUUAUUGGUGGGGGUAUUGCUGGUGCGACUCUUGCUGUCGGUCUGGUGCGUGCCAAUAUCCCUGUGACGCUGUACGAAUCGGCCAUGGCGCUUGGUGAAAUAGGUGCCGGUGUCGCCCUUGGCGCCAACGCUUCUCGCGCAUUGGAACUCCUAGCGCCGGACGCCAAACGCGCCUUUGACCGCGUUAGCACGUUCAACCAUUCCUCGGCAAAGAAGAACGUGUGGUUUGACUUUUACAAGGGCGUCGAGACCCCAAGCAGCGACAUCAACGAAGGCGUCGGCGACUUCAUAACGACCGUCGAGACGCCUGCCGGAUCGGCCUACGUGCACCGUGCUCGGUUCGUCGACGAGAUGGUCGAACUCAUCCCGGAGGGUGUCAUUGAACUCAACAAGCGUGUGUACGAUAUCGAAACGCUUUCUGACGGUAACGUCAAGCUCAAAUUCGUGGACGGCUCCGAGGCUGUGCACAGCGCCGUGGUCGGCUGCGAUGGCAUCAAGUCGCGGACACGCAAGGUGAUUCUUGGCGAGAACGACCCCGCUGCCAACGCCGUCUUCGCGGGAAAGUACGUCUACCGUGGAUUGGUUCCGAUGGAGAAGGCCGUCGCUCUGCUAGGCGACGAAAUGGCUCGCAAUAGCCAAAUGUAUUUGGGCUACCACGGCCACGUAAUUACCUUUCCUAUCCAACACGGCCGUGUCAUGAACGUAGUCGCGUUCGCCAGCAAGAAGGAGUGGAAGGAUCAGAAGUGGGUCGUGCCCACAACAAAAGAGGCACUAACCAAGGACUUUGCGGGGUUUUCUAAGCACGUCCGUGACAUCAUUUCCAUGAUGGAAAACACCGAUAUCUGGGCGCUUUUCCACCACCUGCCCGCUCGCACGUACUCGCGCGGCAAAAUGCUCCUGAUCGGUGAUGCGGCUCACGCCACGACGCCGCAUAACGGAGCGGGUGCAGCCAUGGCUAUCGAGGAUGCCUACGUGCUGUCGUCGCUCUUGACUGACGUCGAACACGCGUCCGAUCUUGAGGCUGCCUUUCACGCAUUUGAAAAGGUGCGUCUCUAUCGCACCGCGAAAGUGGUGGUCGAGAGUUACGAAGCGGGUCAGCUCUACGACUUUGAGCUGCCUGGCUGCGGGGACGACCUGAAAAAAAUUACAAAAGCCCUGCAGAAGCGUAUGCGAUGGAUCUGGGAGGAAGACCUGGAACAGGAGAGCCAUUUAGCUUGCUGUUUCCAGCCCAGGUCAGAAGGGGUCGGUUGA